AUGUACUUGUAAAACAACGCCUCAGACGAUUGAUCAGAUUUGUGCAUGUGGUACUCCAGUUGAAUAAAUAGAAAAACGGCUAAUACAAAUUAACUAGGUUUAAAGUUUAAGCUGGAUGUGUAGUGAGAUUUUUAAUGUUCAGGAAAAUAUAACGGUUAUUAGCCGUUUAAUUUAGAUUUUUAGCAUAAGUUGGUCGUUUGGGCUGAAUAGUACAUUAACUUGUUCUGUUAGAGAAAUUACUUCUGCAGGCUCCAUUACGUUAUACCUAAAACAUAAUAAUUGUCAAUUCUGUAGAGGCUACUUGAAUUGAGAUAGGUGGAAAGCUUUAACUUGAAAUAAACUGCAACGGUGACACUGGUCACAUUCACGUCAUACCAAUUUUUGAAAACGUUAAAAAAAUCAGUUAAAUAUGAUGGGAUAUACUCUACCGGUGGAGAUUCAGUUAACUUGCAUCCCACUGGUAAUUGCGGCGUAUGUUCUGUAUUUGAACGGCCAGAAAGCAGCAUCGGACAAUGUACAAAAUCGCGAGUUUUUAACCUUUCAAAAAGUCUACUUUCUGCCAUAUUUCAUGGCCCUAUUCUCAGAUUGGUUGCAAGGACCAUAUGUCUACAAACUGUAUAGUUAUUAUGGAUUUCCACAACGUGAAAUUGCAAUCCUCUACGUCGUUGGAUUUGCAGCUAGCGUAACCUUUGGUACUGCAACAGGACCCCUCGCUGAUAAAUUUGGCCGGAAGAAAAUGAGUGUAAUUUUUUGUCUCGUCUACGCAUUCUGUUGUUUGACCAAGCUAUCAUCUAGUUUCAACAUUUUGUUGAUUGGGCGAAUACUCGGGGGCAUUUCAACAUCCAUUUUAUUUUCCGUUUUCGAGUCCUGGUACGUACAUCAACACACAAUUACUUGGAAAUAUCCCAUCGACUGGAUGUCUCUCACCUUCUCCAAAGCGACGUUUUUCAAUGGACUACUUGCAAUAAUUGCUGGAAUCGUUGCUCAGGCUGGCUCAGAUUGGCUGGCGUUCGGUCCUGUCGCCCCUUUCAUGAUCGCUGUUCCAUUUCUAAUCAUUGGAGCCCUUUUAAUAGUCAAGAAUUGGGAAGAAAACUAUGGAGAACGAACAAUGAACUGGGCUGGUUCAUGUUCAGAAGGGCUCAGUACAAUAAUGAAAAACUCAAACAUCCUCUCUCUCGGUUUAGUGCAAUCAUUGUUUGAGUCCAAUAUGUAUAUAUUUGUCUUCCUGUGGACUCCGGUGCUGGAUGAAGGACAUCCGCCCUUGGGCUUAACGUUUUCCAGCUUCAUGCUUGCCAUUAUGAUUGGAUCCUCGAUUUACUCCAUACUGUUGAAUCGGGGUGAAAGGCCGGAACAAAUACUUCAGUACUGUUUAAUUGUUAUGGGAUCUUCGUUCCUUGUCUGUGCAAUUAGCACCAAUCCGGGCUUUCCCUCAGACUAUAUGUAUCUCUCUUAUCUGGCUUUUAUCACGCUCGAGAUAUCCGUUGGACUCUAUUUUCCUUGCAUUGGACGUUUACGAGGGGAAACUAUUCCAGAUAAUUUAAGGGCAAAUAUUAUGAAUUGGUUCCGAGUCCCGAUGAACGUAAUCACAUGUGGAGGCCUCAUUGGAAUGCAUCACUUUGAUCAUCCACAGGCGAGCCAAAUGAUGUUCUUGCUGUGUGGGUUAUCUUCUAUUGUAGGAUAUUUGAUUGCCCGAGCUUUUGCUAAGAUGCCAAAACAAACAACAGGCGAGGAAGACAUCUUGAAAACCGAAAAUAACGUUUAAAAAAAUUCAAAUCAAUCUCCAGAGGAGCUAGAUAAACAUGCAUAUGUAUAUGUAAAUACAAUUAGAUAUUCAAAAUUAUUUAUUAUAAACGUGAUCCAUGUCAUUUAGCUUAUUGUGAACCCACGUGUUCAUAAUAUUUUUAUAUGAAAAAUCAUACGAAACCAAUAUUAGUCAAUAUACAGGCAGGUCCGUACCGUCUCUCUCUCUCUCUCUCUGUUACAUAAUGAUGCUUAUUAUAUAUGUAAUGUGAUCCUAAUGCAUUCCAAACCUUGUUAUAAAUGAAAUAUUAUUUUCAUAUUUAGUAUAUAUCUAUACUCGUAAACGGUGCUUCAGUAAAUUAAACAUAUUAUGCUAAUAAUAAAUAAAUAAAUAUUCGAGUGUGUGCUUAGAAAAGAAUAGAAGGUUUUUUAGCUAUUGUUGGAAUGAUUGUAAUUUAUAUUAUUAGUCGUAUGUAAUAAAUGUGGAGGAAAUUUUAA
Folsomia candida is the source of this 2238-nucleotide messenger RNA. Its product is annotated as molybdate-anion transporter. Gene Ontology annotation, biological process: molybdate ion transport. The transcript has 8 exons. Gene Ontology annotation, cellular component: membrane. NCBI's taxonomy places the organism in Eukaryota, Metazoa, Arthropoda, Collembola, Entomobryomorpha, Isotomidae. Bases 410 to 1762 code for a protein of 450 amino acids. The record is from RefSeq and is a predicted model, not a curated record. Gene Ontology annotation, molecular function: molybdate ion transmembrane transporter activity.